AAUCAGGGAGCAAGGUUAACUUUAUCUUAUCAAAUGUCAAAUUUUGCGGGUUUCUUUCGUUCGUUUUUAGUUGUUGUUUUGACAUUUUGAGGUGUGUUUUGUAUGAAAUGAGCUCUUAAAAAGGAGACGUAACUGUAGCUUUCAUAGUUUUAAAGGAAAUUUGUUUGUGAAUUUGUGAGUUAAUGAAUUUUAACAUCAUGUAUUUAUACAAAGUUGUAAUAUUAGCUGCGAUCCUCGUCGCUGUAAGCUGCCAGUCUUAUAGAGCUGGUAUUGUUAUAUAUAAACCAGUAUCAAUACUUGGCCCAGCUGACACCAAUUUAAAAAUCAACGCGAAUAUAAGUGCAAGAUUGAUAAAGUCCUAUAAAGAUCAGGCGGAUAUAUUUGUCCUUCCGGAAUAUGGUCUCACAAAUAUACCACCUAAAUCACUGACAAGUGUAUAUCAAUACAGUACUACCAUUAAUGAAGUCGGUUAUGAUGUAUGUGGCAGUAAGGAGAAGGUGGAUAUACAGCUAAGGGAUUUAGCAUGUGCUGCUAAAGACAGUAAUGCCUACGUUAUUGCAAAUUUGUUCGAGUCAGUACAAGAUAAUGCGUAUUAUCUAACUACCGUUGGGUUCGACAGAACCGGAACUAUUGUUGUUAAAUGUAGGAAUUACCAUAUUAACAGCACCCAAUUGAAUACUACUACAGAGCAAAACCCAUGUACUUUUACUGCUAACAUAAAUAAUGACAAGGUUAAUUUUGCUAUUUUAUUCGAAAUAGAUAUGAUGUAUCCCAUUCCCAAUGCAUCCAAAAGUGAAAAUUUGAUCAUGACUGCGUCGAUGGUUAAUAGAUUGCCCUUAGAAUUUGGUUUGAGUUUGUACGAAGGAUUCGCUGUCGCUAACGGUGCUAAUUUGUUAGUGUCAGCUUUCACAGACCCUACUAGGUCUGGCUCUGGUAUAUUUUACAGUAACGGCACCAGCACCGUUGCCUUUAAUCCAGAAGAUGUUCCCGGAGGAAACGCUAGUCACGCCGUUCUCAUCCGCAGUGUUCCUGUGAAAGCUUCUAAACUAAAAGAGGUCAAUGUAAAUGCUGCAUAUGUUGGCACUAAACCAAUUACAUUAUCGAAUUUGCCAUUUACGGAUUAUGGAUUAAGCGACACCAGCAAAGUGUUAAAGAAGCAUUGUGUUGACAAAGCAAUGAAAAGAUGUUGCUCGUUUAGCGCUGAAAUUGAAGGAAAUUCAAUAGCUCCAUAUAAGUGGGUUGCACUGGUGAAUACAACCAUUCUUGACCAAGCUACCAACUCUUUGAUAUGCGCCAUUGCCCUUCCUUCAGCUAGUAUAGCCAAUGCCAUAAGUUUCAAGAAUCUUACGAUAUCCACCGACAUAGACAAGGCCGAGGUGCUUCUGUCCAUACCCGUAGGAUUGAACGACAAAUCUUUAUCAUCGGAUUUUCACUACAACGCUGACUCCCAUUCAAUCAUGUCAACCUCCAACGAUAAAAUCGUCGUUUUGGGUAUAAUAGAAAUUUUGGGAGGAACACCCACUCCAGCCCCAGGCACUGAAAAUCAAAAUAAACCAUCUUCUAAUGGUGUUGACCGAUUUGGGAAAAGAAGUGACCAAUACUGCAUGGGACUCUUAAUAUUUUAUAUUUCUAUAAGGUACUUAUUCAGUUUGUAAUUCUGUUUCUUAAAGUGAACUGCGUCCUUUGAUUUUCAGAGUUUUGUCAAACAUUUAUGAAUAUUUAAGUUAUUUUUUUAUUGGCUGACAGAUUUAAGCGUAUUGUUCCUUGACAAUAUACUUUAUUUUAAAUUAGUUCGUUCAGGGAGGUUUUGACACAGUAUAAUGCUAAAUAAUCAGUAGGGUCACCCGCGAAAAUACUUUGUUCUCUAUGUUCCACUUUGGUGACGGCGCAUCAAAAAUUUUAGUCCUUCGCGCAGAUGAAUGACAGCUGACAACAUCCUACGUAUGCCGUGAUUGGUCGUUAUCGUCUCGCUUUCAAAAUUGGAACCGUCAAAAUUCGAGAAUGAAUUAACUGAUUCUUUUAGCUUGUGAUGUAACUUAAGCUUGUAAAUUAACUGUGGUCUUCAUGAAAAUCUAUUAUCGAUAUCUUCUCUUCUUCGUUAUCGAUAUCUUCUUCGUUUUGUGUAGAUAUGACUGUGUCUGGUUUUCAAUGUGCCUACAGUAAGUUGUUCCAUCGUUUUCGGGGUCUUCCCACUGAUUCUAUUCGGGGUCUAUUCUGUAUAUAUGAUUAUAUUCGGGGUCUCUUCCUUUGUUAUCGCUUUUGAUGAUUUCAUCCAUGAUUUAAUUGAAAAGCAUAAGACUUAAUGAGUCUCCGCUGUCGAUAGUCUGUCUUAUUCCGCUGCCUAUGUCUAUAGGUUCUGUAAGUUGUCCAUGACUUCCAUUUUGUUGUUUUGGUAGAUGUUUUUAAUAGUUUUUAUGAUAUCUAGGGGGACUUCUCUAUUAUACAGAAGAUGGAUUACAUCUUUGAGUCUUACUCUGUCAAAUGCUUUCUUUAAGUCAAUCAGACAUAGAAAUGCUGGUCUAUUAUACUCUAGUGAUUUUUCAGUAAUUUGCUUUAUGACGAAUAUUGCAUCUGUACACGAUCUUCCAGUACGAAAACCCUGUUGUUCAUCUGCUAAACUUAUCCUCUGAUUCAUUACGUCUUGUAAGAUUUUAGUUGUAAGUUUUAGGGUAGUAUUUAACAAGUUGAUACCUCUGUAGUUUUCUGGCUGCUUUUUAUCUCCUUUUUUUGAAUAGCAGAAUUAGUUUGCUCGUUCUCCAUUCUUCCGGCAUUUUAUUGUGUUUUAUGACUUUGAUAAUUAAUGUUGUUAAUUCUUUUGUUAUUGCUGCUUCACAAUGUUUCAGUAAUUCGUUUGGUAUUCAGUCUUUACCUGCAGCUUUUCUGUUUUUCAGCUUUUAAAGUGUUUUUCGAACUUCCUUUGUACGUCCAUAUAUUAAUAUCUUCAUUUGUGGUAAUUUCUGGUGCUUCCGUUUCUCGCGUCAUUUGUUCUUCCCCUGCAUAGAGCUUUUUUAGAUAGUCAAUCAAUGUAUUCUUUUGUAUAUGUUUUGGUUCUUCCUUUACUUCAGUUCUUUGACCUCUUAUAAAGCGCCAUGUUUCCUUUUGCACACCAUAAAAAUCACGUUCCAUUACUCUACAAUGUAAUGUUACGAAUUCCAGGCAUUCGGAAAUGGCAGCAUUACAGUCAUAUUUUGCCCAUAAACCAUUUUGGAUUGACAUUUUUCGACUUUUUUAACACUCGUCCUUAGAGGGUUAAACUCCAUUGACCAUACUAAAGUAAACCACUGAUAAUGCUUAUCAGCGGAGAAACCUACUGAGCUGUAAACAAAAAUGAAUUUAAACAGUUUAUACUACAUAAUCUCAUAACAAAUUGCUUACAAGAUACCAUUAUACAAAUAUAGAUUAGUAUACUGUUACAAAUAUUUUCUUGAAUCAUAAUUUUAGUUUGCUAUCGAAAUAAAAAGAGUAAUUUAUUUCCAUAUAUUGAUAUAGAUAUAUAUUUUUAAGUAUUCACUUAAUUUAGAUCACCAAAUAUAUAUUUGAUUACUUUGAUAUCCAAAGAGAAUAAGAAAUAAUGGUUAAAGAAGAUAGUUGUACAAUUAUUAUUAGCAAAUAAGCCUACGUUUUGUUACUAUACUUAAUAGGAAUAAAUAUAAACGCAUAUAGAAGCACAUUUAAAAUGGGAGAAAGGAUCACGGUUAGUAUACUUCAAAAUACUCCAGUAGAUGGCGACUGCAUAAAAUUUAUUAUUUGUAGAUUUCUACUCAUUUAUAUUAAAAUUUGAAUCUCAAUAUUGUUUAUAAUUCUAAAAAUAUUCAGUUACCGAAAGAUAUUAAAAGUUAAAACAAAAAUGUAUUUUAUGCAAAAAAGUGUAGUGCAUGAGUAGGAUUUGGUCCCUAAUUUUCUAAAAUACAAAAAUUUAAGGCUAAGCAUUACUAGUCCCAACGUUUUCAGAAGCAAUAAUACCCAGACAACCAAAUAACGUUUACAAAACGUUGAAAAAACGUCAUAAUUAAAAUUGACGUCAUUUUUAUCACCUUUUAAAUACGUGAUAUCAAAAUCGUAGUUUUUACUCACUUGAGAAAAACUAAUGAAAAUCUCUUAAUCAACACGUUUCUUCAACUAAAUAUCUAAAUGAAAUGUCUUAUUUUAUCACACAAAGCACCUAAGACCUAAACAAUAAAUGAAACACUUCUUAUGGAAAUUGUUUGGAGUCGUAAGCAUUAAGUCUUUAAGCUCCUCCCAAUUUUGUGACGUCAGACUGUUAGACUUAGGCUGACUGAAAUGAAAACGUGUUUUUAGGCGUAUUUUAAAGUCAUUAAUCUUACGUAUUUAAAAUCACGUACAAAAGACGUUUAUACGAAGUAAUCUUCAAACACGUAUAUAUUAUUAUAUUCAACCAAAAACUGACGUUUCCUUGACGUUUUUGACGUCACGUGGUUGCCUGGGUAGUGUGCACACGGGGGAUGGUGCGGUGGUGAAGGAGAAUCACAUGAGCGCUCCCUGAUGUGGCAGAAAGAGAAGUAAAAAAGUAAAUUGUUCUCGCCCAGCAUAUACCAAAAAAUUACUUUGAAGUGUGCUUCUUUAUGCGUCUAUAGUCGUUGUUAAUAUUUACACGGUUUUCCCCUUGUUCUCUAUUACAAAAAAUAUUUUUCAGCAAGUAAAUGUUUUACUUAUAUUCAUAUUUAGAGUAACAGAUAUUUGUAAAGUCUGGUGCUUUAUUUUUAUAUGUAUUAUACUAGUCGGCACUAAUAAAUUAAUGUAAAUUUAA
This is a messenger RNA of Diabrotica virgifera virgifera (western corn rootworm), 4768 nucleotides long. RefSeq lists its product as uncharacterized. The record is from RefSeq and is a predicted model, not a curated record. Lineage: Eukaryota; Metazoa; Arthropoda; Insecta; Coleoptera; Chrysomelidae. The transcript has 10 exons. The coding region runs from base 183 to 1655 and encodes 490 amino acids.